CAAAGCGAAACUGGUGAUAUUUCUUACAAGGGAAUAUUACCAGAGGCUUUGAUGAACAAUUAUCUGUUUCAAUUAUAUACAACGCUGGACUACCAAUUUUGUCAAAUAAGCGUUCAAAGUAUUAAUUAGAUACAAUUCAAUCAUGGGAAAAUGAAACUAAUACGUACUUCGAGUCAUAUCAUUAGAGUGUAACAUACCAAGGGAUAGAAGCUGUAUAUCAUGUACCUCUUUGUGGAUAGUAUAAUAACGAAACAAGAAGAAGACAAAUUCUACUCGAACGAACGUAGACAAAACGUGUGGAGUACACGGAAAUUGUUACAAGGCAAAAGGAACAAUCGGAUAAUGAAUGGAAAAGAAACCCAACUCCAUUUUGUGAAAAACUCUAAGUUGUUAUCAUAAAUUAGAAGAAACAGCUGCUGAAUGUGGAAUGGAACAUACACAUGCCGAUACACAUAGUGCAUUCUUGAUUUAAAAUUAGGGAAAUAUAAGCUUACUCAUCGCAUUUUAAAAUCCAUUUCUAUGUAGGCUACUCUAAAAACCUCUAUUAUAUGUACCCUACAUGUACUUAGACGGGAUCACGAAGGACGAUAUUAAACGUAUUUUUUGAAUAAAAAGCAGUUUUAUUAGAAUUAGAAUUUAGUGAAUAUGAUUGCAACACAAUAUCUGGUACUCUCGGUGUGGUUUCUUUUAGCAAAGGGCGAAUUAAGGACGUGUCGGGAGUCAACUUCUAUAUCGUCUGCACCUGGGACUCUGGUGUCACAUCUGGGAUACGGAACCGUGACUCUGGAUUCCCCCAAAUGUGAAUGGAUCAUAACGCCACCUAUUGAUCAAUAUGUGGCGAUCGAUAUCCAAGAUACGGGAAAUGCCCAGUGCAAUAGGGAUAUAUUGAUAUACAGCCAUUUAGGUGGCAACAGAUACCCAGGAUGGUACGUCUGUGGAGAUAAUAAGACAUCAUCAGUUAAUCCAAAAUAUAUCGGAUCUGGAAUUGGGAAUUGGAUACGAAUAAAAGUUGUGAAUAAUUCGCCAGGUGCAAAACUAACGGGUUUCUCGUUGAAUUAUGACUUCAAAGAUGCGGGAUGCAGUGGCGUCAAGAAUCUUACCGAGACAGACACCAAUCAAUGGUUUGCCUCACAUCCGGGUGCUGGGAGGUGGGCUGUCCCAGCAAUUCAAAAUUGCGCUUGGAGAUUAAUAGCACCAGAGGGGAUGUAUGUAAGUCUUCAUGCUGACGUCAUAUCUCUUCAUUGUGAAAACACGUGGCAGACUAUGGCGUUCUAUGACAGCGACGGUCCAUUAGAAGACCAUCUGAUUGCUCGGGUAUCCUGUACAGGACGACUGUCUCCCAUAGCUUCUACGGGGAGAUACAUGUAUGUGAGCUAUAAGGAUCUGUGGGAAGGAAGUGGGCGUGGAUUCAACAUAUCGUAUAAAUUUCAUGAACAGCGUCAAAGUGGAUGCGGCAGUAAAUACCUCAGAGAUGAUGCUAUUGGCGUCAUCGCGUCACAUGACUGGCUCAGUGAGGUCACGUAUCAUGAUUGGUCACGGUGUAACUGGCGGAUACUUGCUCCAGAGGGCACAGGGAUCACACUUAGAUUUGAUGUAUUUGACGUGCGUUCAUCAAGUAAAAGAUGCACCGAUGACAUGCUCGUUGUUUACGAUGGUGCUCUAAAUCAUACCCAGCUUGGACAGAUGUUUUGUAAUGGUGAUGACGCUCCCCCAAUGACCCUGACUUCUACAAGUAAUGACGUUAACAUCCGGUUCAUCGCCGGAAGUAGCCACAACUUGAAUCUUAGAGGCAGAGGAUUUAGCAUUACAUACUUAAGGACGUGUAAAAAAGCCCCAGUGAUACAUGGCACCGAUAUAACCUAUGUAGACUCGAACCAGGAUGGUACAGAGACAUUCACUGUUGGCGAAGAUGUGUAUUACUCCUGUCGUAGAGGCUACAUUCAGUCUGGUGGCAACCGGGAAAGACAUUGCAGCGAGAAUGGACAAAUAACUGGAAAGGACUUGAUUUGUAGGCCUGUUUUAUGCAGUGGCGUGCCGAGAAUUCCCCAUGCUGACGUAACAUUCAUGGACCUUAAUAUGGACGGCCUGUCUUACGUAACAUAUCAGGAAGUGACGUCAUACACAUGCAAAAUGGGAUACGAAAUCUCAAGUGGAGACACACAGAGAAGAUGUCAAGAGGAUGGGACCUUUGAGGGAGAAAAUCUUAUCUGUUCUUUAAAGCUCUGCAAGAACAUACCAACAAUAAAACUCGCUGUAGCGCAACAAGUUGACAGUAAUGGAGAUGGGGAUGAUCGGCUGACGUAUACUGAGGAGGUUGUCUACCAUUGUCAGGAUGGCUACUCCCAGAUAGAUGGCAACCAGAGGAGGGUGUGUCAGGCAGAUGGUAAUUUGAGCGGAGUGGAUCUUGUAUGUAAACCUGUCAUAUGUUCUGGUGAGGCAAAUAUUACAAAUGCAGUUCAAAGAGGCUCUCUCGACCUUAACCAAGAUGGCGAACACACAGUUUCUUUCACAGAGGAAAGACACUACGCUUGUCUAGAGGGGUAUACUCGUACAUCCGGGAAUUUCAUACGUCAAUGUACAACUAACGGAACGUUCAAUGGGACAGAUUUGAUUUGUGAAGAAAUUAUUUGUCCCGAUCUAAAAGAAUACCCACAUUCAUCAUUGGAGGGAUCUGGAACCGGCAGUAGGCGAACAUAUGGCUCGGAAGUGACGUAUGUAUGUGUCAACGAGUAUAGUUUCUCCAAUGGUAGCGCAACUGUGACUCUAAAAUGUGGCAAGGAAGGAAUGUGGGAAGGAGCCAAAGUGGAAUGCACUUUAGAUAAAUCCGAUUCUGACGAGUCGUCAGAUCCACUAAUUGUAGACUGGAUUAUGAUUGUCGUAAUUUCUGCCGUGUUGACUGUUGUCGUUAUUUGCUUUGUCUGCCUCUGUAUAAUAUUACACUACGAGAAAAGACGACGCAAGGCAAGAAAACAGAAGAAAUGGGAACGAAAGUUGGAAUUGUGGGAGCGGACUAGAGAGGGAAACACUCUAAUGAGGAACGCCAACUUUUUUAACGAUCACAGAUUCUCAGCCAGAACUGCAUAUUCAACGAGCUCUUUUAAUCAUAAAAUGCGAAACAAAAUCGAUAAUCCCGAUUUACAAAAGAUUGAUACGAGCCACCCUACAUACCUCACCUAUCCAAAUCGGGCUUAUGAACAAGACUGGCCACGUGACUAUACAAAGCAUGACGUUAGUCAAAGACCACGUGGAUCACAUGCCGUUAGUAGGAGUGACUCUGGAAUCAGUCACAGGACAAAUCUUUCUGGGAACUUUCUUGAUGUCCCCUAUGCAAGUGAAAUGGACAUUGCUGGUUUAGGUGUUCACCAUAGCACACGGGAUCCUAUAAAAAAAAGCUACAACGGCAGUGUGGCAAGCUCACCUAUGGUGAGGCGACAGGAACAAGGAUAUGGCUAUCUUCACGUCACUCCAGAUUUGGUGCGAGUGAGGGAUUAUGAUAAUGACACUUAGAAUGCAGAAAUGUAAUUGAUCGGAUCACUGUAUCUGAUAUGUGAUUGUGAAAUGUGAUUUGUCAAAUGAGGUCAUAGGAUCGUGAAAUAUGAACCAUGUGAAUAUGAUUUUUUGUGACCAUGACUAAUAAACUUUGGUUAGUCGAAUGCCACAUGACCAUGGAUAAUGAACUUUUGUUGGUCAAAUUAUGUC
Molecule: messenger RNA, 3699 nt
Organism: Owenia fusiformis
Lineage: Eukaryota; Metazoa; Annelida; Polychaeta; Sabellida; Oweniidae
Source: the annotation of a GenBank genome assembly